This is a messenger RNA of Racocetra persica, 567 nucleotides long. The record is from the annotation of a GenBank genome assembly. NCBI's taxonomy places the organism in Eukaryota, Fungi, Glomeromycota, Glomeromycetes, Diversisporales, Gigasporaceae.
UUUAUUUCAUCUAAUGGCACUAUCGGAGAAUCAACACUUAUUGAAGCACCUGAUGAAAAUACAAAUUUAUUUACAACGCUUAGUACUUCUAUUUUAGCAGUAUACUUUAUGUUAACAGGCGAUACAAGUGCAGUUACUUCAUGGGGCUUAGUCAAUAAUUUGACUUUAACAUUUUUAUUAGUUAUAUUUUCAUUUUUUACAACAAUCUAUUUAUUGAAUCUAUUUAUUACAUUACUUGUAAAUGCUAUUGACCAAACAAAUAAUGAAGAAUCUUUUUUACAGUUAAGAGGAGAGAUAUUAGCCGAAAUUGAACUCUUUUGGAUGCUUCCCCACCAAAGAAGAAAAAAAAACUGGUUUCCAGAAAUUUUAUAUUAUGAUGCUUCAAUUAAUGAACUUAAAAAAUAUGUAAAAAAUCUUGAAGAUGAACAUAAAGAUGAAAUUUUACGAGAUUUGCGUCCUGAAAUCAAAAAAAUCAUUGAAACCGAAGACUCAGCAGAGGACUCAGCAGAAGACUCAACCGAAGAAUCAGCUAAAGUCUGGCCCUAUGAUCUCAUCGCGCAAGAAUAA